Clunio marinus is the source of this 789-nucleotide messenger RNA. The record is from the annotation of a GenBank genome assembly. Lineage: Eukaryota; Metazoa; Arthropoda; Insecta; Diptera; Chironomidae.
AUGAAACAUUAUUUGAAUUUUACUCCUAGGGGAAAUAUAUUUGGUCUCAAAAACGCUAUAGAGGCCUCAAGAAAAAAUGACACAGCAAUAAUUUUAAAAGGAAUUGAUGGCGUUGUGUUAGCACUGCGAAAAAAAUCAAAAACUUUUUAUUUUAACCAAGAAGUGAAGAGAAGACGAGAGAAAUAUGAAUGUUCAACUCACAUCAUAGGAAGCACAAUUGUUCUUGUUACUAGUGGACUUGUGAAACAUUGUAACGCAAUAGUAGCAGAAGCGUCUAAAGUUUCAAAAAAUUAUAAUGAAAAAUAUAACAAAUGCAUUCCCUUGAAAACUUUAACCGAACAGCUCGCCCACAUUAUGAACAAACGAACACAUUUUUUCUUUAACCAUCCAUUCUAUAGCAAAGCCAUUCUUUUCACUUGGAAUAUUUUUGGAUCGGAACUUUACCAAAUUGAACCCUCAGGAGAAUAUUUUGGAUAUUCAGGUUGUGUAGCUGGGAAAUGGGAAAACGAAGUUAAAGAAGUUCUUUUCAACUUAAAUUUCAAAUCAACCAAAGCGGAAGAUUUUUUAGUCAUAGCUGCAGGAAUAGCGUUGAUGACACAUAAUUUGGAAAAGAAAAUAAAUCAAAAAGCAAAAAGUUCUUUGACUUUGGUCUGGAUUGGAAAGAAAACAAAUGGAGAAUUGGAAAAAUGUUGCGGUGAACAUUAUAAAACAAUUCGCGAUCUUGCUCUGACCACCCUGAAAGAGAUUGAAGAAAAUAAACUGAUAACUGCAAAUAUAUCACAAAAAUGA